This is a messenger RNA of Pyrus x bretschneideri (Chinese white pear), 1566 nucleotides long. RefSeq names its product polygalacturonase At1g48100. The coding region runs from base 23 to 1423 and encodes 466 amino acids. The transcript is spliced from 7 exons. Gene Ontology annotation, molecular function: polygalacturonase activity. Gene Ontology annotation, biological process: carbohydrate metabolic process. The record is from RefSeq and is a predicted model, not a curated record. NCBI's taxonomy places the organism in Eukaryota, Viridiplantae, Streptophyta, Magnoliopsida, Rosales, Rosaceae.
AGACAUAAAGCGUAAAAUAAAGAUGAAGAGAAGUAGAAAUUCAUCUACUCUCCUUUUUUUAUUUUUGAUUGUCUGUGUCACAUUUUCUAUAGUUUCAAUUGACGCAAGAACUCAUCACAACAAGAAGAGCAAGCCACAUAAUGAACAUCAUAAAGGGAAGGGUGGCAGUCAUAAAUCACAUUUGCCUGGCCCUGCUCCAGCCCCUCUUCCUCCCUCUGGUUCUCGAACAACUUUCCCCGUCCUGUCAUUCGGAGCCAAGGGUGAUGGAGUCUCCGAUGAUUCAAAGGCACUCUUAGCAGCAUGGAAAGCUGCCUGCAGGGUUAAAGGGGCAACUGUCGAAAUCCCAUCAGGAUUCAAGUUCCUCGUCCACCCCGUAACACUUGAAGGCGCGUGUAUGCCUGACCUUGUUCUUCAGAUAGAUGGAACUCUCUUGGCUCCAUCAAAAGUAGGUUCCUGGCCAGAUUCCGGUUUGUUACAAUGGAUAAACUUAAAAUACGUCCAUAACUUCACCAUCCAGGGCACUGGUAGUGUUGAUGGCCAGGGCUUUGACUGGUGGAGCAAGUCCAACCACAUCCCGAAAUCGAAACCCACUGCUUUAAGAUUUUAUUCAGGCUUUGACGUCACAGUUCGCGAUAUCAAAAUCUUAAACAGUCCUCAGUGCCAUCUAAAAUUUGACAACUCUGCGUCGAUCAAAGUUGACAACAUUACCAUAACUUCACCAGAGAAUAGCCCAAACACUGACGGCAUUCACUUGCAAAACACCAAAAAUGUGGAAAUUCAGCAUUCUACUAUUGGCUGUGGAGAUGACUGUGUGUCCAUACAAACAGGCUGCGAUAAUGUUCAUGUUCAUCAUAUUAAAUGUGGCCCUGGCCAUGGCAUAAGUCUAGGAGGACUUGGAGGAAACCAAAGUACAGCAUGUGUCUCAAACAUUAUUGUGAACGACAUUUCAUUCAACAACACUCAAUUAGGAGUUAGGAUCAAGACUUGGCCGGGCGGACGGGGAUCUGUGAAGAAUGUAUCAUUUUCGAAUAUCGAGGUUUCCAAUGUGGGCAAACCUAUCGUGAUAGACCAGAACUAUUGUGACAAAAAAUUAAAAAAAAUUAUGUGCAAGAAAAACCAUAGAGGAGCUGUAGCAAUCUCAGGUGUUAAAUACGAACGGAUUACCGGGAAUUAUACACAGCAGCCUAUUCUUCUAAAUUGUAGCAGUGACACUCCAUGCACAGAUGUGGACCUUAUUGAUAUUCAGCUCAAGCCAAUAUCUGAGAAGCUGAGGUCAUCACCUGGACGUGAUUGGUGUCAAAACUCUUACGGGAAGACAAAAGCUCCAUUGGUUCCUUCAAGCAUAGACUACUGCUUGGGAAGAGAUGGGAGUCCACUACUCAAGAAUAUAGCAAAGUCACACGAGAAGAAUAUUAUGUGUUAGAAAAAUUUAUUGAAUAUUUUAGUGCAUCUCUUCCUUGAUAGCUUCCAUUCUACAAAAAUAUAUUUAGUGAUUGAAUGUGAUGGUGUUAGCUUAUGUCGUCUUUGUAAUGUAAUAAUCAGUUUGUAAACUUUGUAUUACGAAUA